Molecule: messenger RNA, 2895 nt
Organism: Oncorhynchus nerka (sockeye salmon)
Lineage: Eukaryota; Metazoa; Chordata; Actinopteri; Salmoniformes; Salmonidae
Product: ankyrin repeat domain-containing protein 31-like
Exons: 8
Coding region: 1-2895 (964 amino acids)
Molecular function (GO): protein binding
Source: RefSeq, a predicted model, not a curated record
AUGACGGAAGUGAGUUGGACUCCUCUUCACGAGGCAGUGUCCCACGGUCACUAUGAGAUCAGUAAGCACCUGAUCCAGGCAGGAGCUCUGGUCAACUGUACUGGAGAAAAUGGAACCACACCUCUACUUGAUGCUGUAGUAGAGGGACACCUGCAGAUAGCAGAGUUGCUGUUGAAGCACGGGGCAGACCCUCUACUGAAGAACAAUGACGGACAGACAGCCUAUAGCAACACCACAGAACCCUCUCUGAUUAAACUCAUGGAGAAAAACAUCCCCAAUAACAAGAGAAAGGAAGAAGCGUUGAGAGGUCAGGAGCAGGAGAACCCAUGGCACUGUGUCCAGGAACAUCCCUGGGGGUCCCAGAGCGGGCGGACCGUCACCCCUCUGAAUAUCCUCCACCGGAAGAACUGUUACGGGGAGACUCUACUCCACAUUGCAGCCAUUCAGGGAGACACCCAGGGGGUCAGAGACAUGCUGUCACAGGGGCUCGACGUCAACAUGCCCGAUAAUGCAGGUUGGACUCCUCUUCACGAGGCAGUGUUCCACGGUCACUAUGAGAUCAGUAAGCACCUGAUCCAGGCAGGAGCUCUGGUCAACUGUACUGGAGAAAAUGGAACCACAGCUCUACUUGAUGCUGUAGUAGAUGGACACCUGCAGAUAGCAGAGUUGCUGUUGAAGCACGGGGCAGACCCUCUACUGAAGACAAACAACGGACAGACAGCCUUUAGCAACACCACAGAACCCUCUCUGAUUAAACUCUUGGAGAAAAACAUCCCCAAGAACAAGAGAAAGGCACUAGCAGCACCAACAAAACGACCUGCAGACUCGUCCCAACUCAGCCCGUCCCAAAGUGGAACAGGGAGAAAGCUCAGGAGGUUACCAGUUCAGGCAGAUCAGACCAGCACUGACCAGGAGAGAUACCAGCAGAGACGCACAACAACCAGGUCUGAAACCAGCAACACUGACCAGCAGAGAGACACACCAACCAGGUCUGAAACCAGCAACACUGACCAGCAGAGACGGACAACAACCAGGUCUGAAACCAGCAACACUGACCAGCAGAGACGCACAACUACCAGGUCUGAAACCAGCAACACUGACCAGCAGAGAGACACAACAACCAGGUCUGAAACCAGCAACACUGACCAGCAGAGACGCACAACUACCAGGUCUGAAACCAGCAACACUGAACAGCAGAGAGACACAACAACCAGGUCUGAUACCAGCAACACUGACCAGCAGAGAAGGACAACAACCAGAUCUGAAACUAGCAACACUGACCAGCAGAGACGCACAACAACCAGGUCUGAAACCAGCAACACUGCCCAGCAGAGACGCACAACAACCAGGUCUGAAACCAGCAACACUGAACAGCAGAGAGACACAACAACCAGGUCUGAUACCAGCAACACUGACCAGCAGAGAAGGACAACAACCAGGUCUGAAACUAGCAACACUGACCAGCAGAGACGCACAACAACCAGGUCUGAAACCAGCAACACUGACCAGCAGAGACGCACAACAACCAGGUCUGAAACCAGCAACACUGACCAGCAGAGACGCACAACAACCAGGUCUGAAACCAGCAACACUGACCAGCAGAGAGACACAACAACCAGGUCUGAAACCAGCAACACUGACCAGCAGAGAGACAUAACAACCAGGUCUGAAACCAGCAACACUGAACAGCAGAGAGACACAACAACCAGGUCUGAAACCAGCAACACUGACCAGCAGAGACGCACAACAACCAGGUCUGAAACCAGCAACACUGACCAGCAGAGAGACACACCAACCAGGUCUGAAACCAGCAACACUGACCAGCAGAGAAGGACAACAACCAGGUCUGAAACUAGCAACACUGACCAGCAGAGAAGGACAACAACCAGGUCUGAAACUAGCAACACUGACCAGCAGAGACACACAACAACCAGGUCUGAAACCAGCAACACUGACCAGCAGAGACGGACAACAACCAGGUCUGAAACCAGCAACACUGACCAGCAGAGAGACAUAACAACCAGGUCUGAAACCAGCAACACUGACCAGCAGAGAGACAUAACAACCAGGUCUGAAACCAGCAACACUGAACAGCAGAGAGACACACCAACCAGGUCUGAAACCAGCAACACUGAACAGCAGAGAGACACACCAACCAGGUCUGAAACCAGCAACACUGACCAGCAGAGACGGACAACAACCAGGUCUGAAACCAGCAACACUGACCAGCAGAGACGCCCACCAACCAGGUCUGAAACCUGCAACACCGAACAGCAGAGAGACACAACAACCAGGUCUGAUACCAGCAACACUGACCAGCAGAGAGACACACCAACCAGGUCUGAAACCAGCAACACUGACCAGCAGAGAGACACAACAACCAGGUCUGAAACCAGCAACACUGACCAGCAGAGACGCACAACAACCAGGUCUGAAACCAGCAACACUGACCAGCAGAGAGACACACCAACCAGGUCUGAAACCAGCAACACUGACCAGCAGAGACGGACAACAACCAGGUCUGAAACCAGCAACACUGACCAGCAGAGACGCCCACCAACCAGGUCUGAAACCUGCAACACCGAACAGCAGAGAGACACAACAACCAGGUCUGAAACCAGCAACACUGACCAGCAGAGAGACACAACAACCAGGUCUGAAACCAGCAACACUGACCAGCAGAGACGCACACCAACCAGGUCUGAAACCUGCAACACCGAACAGCAGAGAGACACAACAACCAGGUCUGAAACCAGCAACACUGACCAGCAGAGACGGACAACAACCAGGUCUGAAACCAGCAACACUGACCAGCAGAGACGGACAACAACCAGGUCUGAAACCAGCAACACUGACCAGCAGAGAGACACAACAACCUCUACUAAAGGUAUUUGA